Molecule: messenger RNA, 1044 nt
Organism: Peronospora belbahrii
Lineage: Eukaryota; Oomycota; Peronosporomycetes; Peronosporales; Peronosporaceae
Source: the annotation of a GenBank genome assembly
AUGGAAUCCAUUGCAUCUGAAACCGAGACAUCAGCGACAGAGUCUCGUCGUUAUAAAAACAGCAAGUGGAAGCGAUUUGUAUGCAAUUAUCGCGUAGUGGAAUUUGCCAUUUCUGUUCUGAUGUAUGGCUUUGCGCUCUUCUUUGCUACAAUUCAAGUCGCACAACGUGAGAUUCCAAACAUUGAGGUACAGCUGAACUCGACAACAUCCUUGUGGGCGCGAGAUCCGACGAUUAAUAACAAAGAGAUGGCGCAGCAAGUGUCGAUGGUUUCAUUAAUUGGAGUGGGAGCUGGUGCACCGAUUAUCAUCAAUCUGUUUAUCAACUAUGCAUUGCCCAAGUUUCAUAGCGUACGCGUUAUUCCGCAUGAUACGCGUGAUUUUUUCUUGACGAUAGUGCAGUCUACGAGCAUGGCUACGCUGCUGACACAAUUUACCAAGAACUUGACAGGACGCUUUCGUCCCUGCUUUUACGAUAUGUGUCAGUGGAACUACGAUGUCGUAUGGGACGGCGUGACUAACCUUUGCCAGAGCGCAUCGGGUGAGAAGGAAGGGCGCAAAAGCUUUCCAUCCGGGCACGCAUCUUUUGCAUUUGCCACAAUGCUUGUUCUCACGCUUUACUUGCUCGGCCGAUCAUCUUUGAAUUGCGAAAAUCGAAGCGAAACGAUGCUGCGUGGUGGACGAAAGACGCUGAAGCUGUUUCUCUGCUUCAUUCCAACGUUUGUGGCAUCGUGGGUGGCCGUGACGCGUACAAUUGACAAUUGGCAUCACUAUGCUGACAUUCUAGCAGGCAGCAUAAUUGGAGCUGUUUCUGCUUGUUUAUCGUACAGCUAUAACUACUCGUCGAUAUAUCACAGCCAGCAUGCUGGUGUCCCUUUACAAGGUUACCAUGCAAGCUCUAAGCGAAAUUCUACGACCAGUAGCAGCGGCAUCACAUACGCAAGCAGCGAUGCUUUUGGUCAGGAAGGUGUGUCACGGAAGCCCACAAAUGAUCACAGUGACUAUAUUGUGAAUGUUCAUCACGGCGCUACUCGUAGUGGCAAUUAA